Penaeus chinensis is the source of this 877-nucleotide messenger RNA. RefSeq names its product sorting nexin-6-like. The coding region runs from base 84 to 593 and encodes 169 amino acids. The record is from RefSeq and is a predicted model, not a curated record. Lineage: Eukaryota; Metazoa; Arthropoda; Malacostraca; Decapoda; Penaeidae. The transcript is spliced from 6 exons. Gene Ontology annotation, biological process: phagosome-lysosome fusion involved in apoptotic cell clearance. Gene Ontology annotation, molecular function: phosphatidylinositol binding.
UUUUGAUAGCCAUUUGCAUUUGAAUCCCUCGAUCACCUGACAUUUCUCACUCCCUUUACUUCACUUAUAGUGUCGUUGCAGCCAUGAUGGACGGCAUGGAAGAGGUUCUUCACAGCGAGACGAACGGGACGAAGAGUGGGAGGUCAGACACAGUGGACCUCAAUGACAGUACUCUCCAGGUGGAUAUAUCAGAUGCCCUUAGUGAAAGAGAAAAAGUUAAAUUUACCGUCCACACAAAGACAACCUUGCCAGACUACAACAAAUCCGAGUUUUCGGUUGUACGACAGCAUGAGGAAUUCAUCUGGCUACAUGACCGGUUUGAUGAGAAUGAAGACUAUGCAGGCUACAUUAUACCCCCACCGCCCCCCCGUCCGGACUUUGAUGCAUCUCGGGAAAAGCUGCAGAAAUUGGGCGAAGGCGAGGGAAGCAUGACCAAAGAGGAGUUUAACAAGAUGAAGCAGGAAUUGGAGGCCUGGUUUGCAAGCAUCUGGGCUCGGGUCCAGAACCGAGGAAAGGUAGCCAAGCUUAAGGGAGGGAGCACGCCCAUUUCACAGGAGAUGUUGGCGAAGAUGAAGGAAGAACUGAAGUUGUGAGUCCUGCUCUCUCUCUUCUACCAUGGCUAAAUUAUUUGUUGGCUGGGGUUUUGGAAUGGAAGGGAGAUGUGGUGAUGGUAGGAAGGAUUAAAGGAACUCGAGCCACUUUCAUUCUUAGUAUUUACUGUGAAUGGGGUAAUUGAAAUUUAGUAUUUUAUAGUUAGGUACAUUGGUAUUGGUAAGCCACUGCUAAUGGGUAGCUUCUAUAUACAUACCAUUACAUGAAUGGAUUCCUUUCCAGGUUGCAUAAACACUCAUAUAUUGAGCCUGCCAAGCUCCAAUUU